This is a messenger RNA of Gorilla gorilla gorilla (western lowland gorilla), 2134 nucleotides long. It is a transcript of the gene HSPBAP1, whose product is annotated as HSPB1 associated protein 1. The record is from RefSeq and is a predicted model, not a curated record. Lineage: Eukaryota; Metazoa; Chordata; Mammalia; Primates; Hominidae. The coding region runs from base 322 to 1791 and encodes 489 amino acids. The transcript has 8 exons.
UCUGACUAGAAAAGGAGAAACAGAAACGAAGCUAAGACUACAAUAAAGAACGUUAAGGUCCGGGUUAGGUAAAAAGCGCCACUACUCAGACCACGUGUUUGUAUUUCCACACCCGGGGUAUCAAAACAAAGCUGCGUGGUCCCGCCCAGCAUCCGUCACGUGACCUCCACGUGAGAGCCGGCGUUUCCGUAGGAGCCGGGCGGGAGUCGCCGGGGCUCCUUCCUGUGGUGCAGCUUCGGGUGUCGGAGUUUGGCCCCUACUCUGACCCCACCCCAGCUCCACUCCGCCUUGGGUUCCGGCAGAACCCGCCUUGCGGUAGCCAUGGCAGCAGGCUCCGAGGCGACCACUCCUGUGAUCGUUGCAGCUGGGGCUGGAGGGGAGGAAGGUGAACAUGUCAAACCUUUUAAGCCAGAGAAAGCAAAAGAAAUUAUCAUGUCUUUACAACAACCUGCAGUCUUCUGUAACAUGGUGUUUGAUUGGCCAGCACGACACUGGAAUGCUAAAUACCUUUCGCAGGUCCUUCAUGGCAAGCAGAUACGAUUCAGAAUGGGGAUGAAAAGCAUGAGCACAGUUCCUCAGUUUGAAACUACAUGUAAUUACAUAGAAGCUACACUCGAAGAGUUUCUGACCUGGAACUGUGACCAGUCUAGUAUUUCUGGACCAUUUAGAGAUUAUGACCCUUCCAAGUUCUGGGCUUAUGCUGACUAUAAAUAUUUUGUCAGUCUAUUUGAAGACAAGACAGAUCUUUUCCAGGAUGUGAAAUGGUCUGACUUCGGGUUUCCUGGAAGAAAUGGACAGGAAAGUACAUUGUGGAUUGGCUCCUUGGGAGCCCACACACCCUGUCAUCUGGACUCCUAUGGUUGUAACUUGGUAUUCCAGGUACAAGGAAGGAAACGAUGGCAUCUCUUUCCUCCUGAAGAUACUCCUUUCCUUUAUCCAACUAGAAUCCCUUAUGAAGAAUCUAGUGUGUUCAGUAAAAUCAAUGUUGUCAAUCCUGAUUUAAAGCGUUUUCCUCAGUUCCGGAAAGCUCAAAGACAUACGGUUACACUGAGCCCAGGACAGGUUCUCUUUGUUCCCAGACACUGGUGGCAUUACGUAGAAUCCAUUGAUCCUGUCACUGUCAGUAUAAACUCAUGGAUUGAACUGGAAGAGGAUCACCUAGCCCGGGUAGAAGAGGCAAUCACCCGUAUGCUUGUGUGUGCCCUGAAAACUGCAGAGAAUCCACAAAAUACCAGAGCCUGGUUAAACCCCACUGAGGUUGAGGAAACGUCCCAUGCAGUCAACUGUUGCUACUUAAAUGCAGCUGUUUCUGCAUUUUUUGAUCGUUGCAGAACAUCUGAGGUAGUAGAAAUCCAAGCACUGAGAACAGAUGGAGAGCACAUGAAAAAGGAAGAAUUAAAUGUGUGCAACCACAUGGAGGUGGGCCAAACAGGUAGCCAGAACUUGACCACAGGAACAGACAAACCGGAGGCAGCAAGUCCCUUUGGCCCUGAUCUGGUCCCUGUAGCACAGAGGUCCGAAGAACCACCUUCAGAAAGAGGAGGCAUAUUUGGAAGUGAUGGGAAAGACUUUGUGGACAAGGAUGGAGAACACUUUGGAAAAUUGCAUUGUGCCAAGAGACAACAAAUAAUGAGCAACAGUGAAAAUGCAAUUGAGGAACAGAUUGCCUCAAAUACUACUACGGCUCCUUCUCAAACAUUCAUUUCUACGGAUGACUUGCUGGACUGCUUGGUGAAUCCACAAGUAACCAGGAUAGUGGCACAACUUUUGAUACAAGGAAGAAGUUUAUGAUUCAAGUGGAAGAUGACUUUUAAAAUAAUAUUUUUUAAAUAUAUAUUUUUAAGUAGUAUGACUAAAAUAAAGAUGAACCAGCAAAAGGUCAGUUUGCACGUUUGUAAAUGUAUUUAUCCUUACCGAAUUACAUGUCAGUCUGUUGCCGCCUUCUUUCAUGCACAUUCCUCUUUGGCCAAACUGGCUGCUCUUUGUUUGUAAGCUUUUGUUCCUCUCUCAUCCCAUACUUUUAGCCUGUGUCAAAUGUUAAGUCCCAAGUAUUUCCAGCAGGAAGUAAUGUCUUCCUCAGCCUCAACCAGGGACCAGCCGACUGCUUACUUUUGCAAAUAAAAUUUUACUGGAA